UGGUGGUUUUGCCUUUACCUGUAAAUGUUUACAUUUCUUGUGUUAGACACUAAUGUUUUUUUCCAAACAUUAAGAAUUUAUGACUAAGAUUUACGGAAUGAUAGCUAGCAAAUUUCAUAUUGAAUAAUGAUACGAAAAAAACGGGAUACUAUAGUAAAGAAAAACAUAAUAGACCGAAGCAGCCUUAACAGGAUAUGUUUCUCAUACAUGAUAUUUUCAAUGCUUAUAAUUGCGAACGCCCUCCCUCCCGUGAUACGCGUAGGUGCCAUAUUUACCGAAGAUGAACGUGAAAGCAGUAUCGAAUCGGCGUUUAAAUACGCCAUUUACCGGAUCAACAAGGAAAAAAACCUUCUGCCCAAUACACAACUUGUAUACGAUAUUGAGUAUGUGCCCCGAGAUGACUCGUUUCGCACCACUAAAAAGGUUUGCCGCCAGUUGGAAGCAGGUGUUCAAGCAAUCUUUGGUCCAACAGAUGCUCUUCUUGCUGGUCAUGUUCAAUCCAUAUGCGAAGCUUAUGAUAUACCCCACAUUGAAGUUCGAAUUGAUCUUGAAUAUAGUUCAAAAGAAUUUUCAAUCAAUUUGUAUCCGUCACACACUCUCUUAACUCUAGCAUACAGAGAUAUCAUGAUGUACUUGAACUGGACGAAGGUGGCAAUUAUUUAUGAAGAAGAUUAUGGACUAUUUAAUUUGAUGCACUCAUCUACUGAGACGAAAGCGGAAAUGUAUAUAAGGCAAGCAAGUCCCGACUCUUAUCGUCAAGUCUUACGCGCUAUUCGCCAAAAGGAAAUUUACAAAAUAAUAGUGGAUACAAAUCCAUCCAACAUUAAAACGUUUUUUAGAUCCAUUUUACAACUGCAAAUGAAUGAUCACCGAUACCACUAUAUGUUUACGACAUUCGACUUGGAAACAUAUGAUUUAGAGGAUUUUAGAUAUAACAGCGUAAAUAUAACUGCAUUUCGAUUGGUGGAUGUUAAUAGCAAAAGAUAUCUAGAAGUAAUAGAUCAAAUGCAGAAAUUACAACACAAUGGAUUACAAAGUAUAAAUGGAAUUCCUUACAUACAGACAGAGUCCGCUUUAAUGUUUGAUUCGGUAUACGCUUUUGCCUCUGGGUUACACUUUUUAAAUUUAGAUAGUCGUCCAAAUUUUUCUGUCAAAAACCUCUCUUGCACCUCCGACCAAACCUGGGAUGAUGGGAUUUCAUUGUAUAACCAAAUAAAUGCUGCUAUUACAGACGGGUUAACUGGAAAUAUAAAUUUUGUGGAAGGUCGCCGGGACAAAUUUAAACUUGAUAUUCUAAAAUUGAAGCAAGAAAAAAUUCAAAAGGUGGGAUACUGGCAGCCCGAGAGCGGUGUUAACAUCUCGGACCCAACGGCUUUCUACGAUUCCAAUAUCGCAAAUAUAACAUUGGUCGUUAUGACAAGACAGGAGCGCCCAUAUGUUAUGGUUAAAGAAGACACAAAUCUUACCGGAAAUAUAAGGUUUGAAGGAUUUUGUAUUGAUCUUCUUAAAGCGAUCGCUCAACAAGUUGGGUUUCAAUACAAAAUUGAAUUAGUUCCCGAUAAUAUGUAUGGAGUUUACAUACCAGAGACUAAUUCAUGGAAUGGAAUUGUGCAAGAGUUAAUGGAACGGCGCGCUGAUCUUGCUGUAGCCUCAAUGACAAUUAACUAUGCUCGGGAGAGUGUUAUUGACUUUACAAAACCAUUUAUGAAUUUGGGCAUUGGUAUACUUUUUAAGGUACCAACAAGUCAACCCACACGACUGUUCUCCUUUAUGAAUCCUUUGGCAAUCGAGAUAUGGCUUUAUGUGCUAGCUGCUUAUAUAUUAGUAUCUUUCGCGCUCUUUGUGAUGGCUCGAUUUUCUCCAUAUGAGUGGAAAAACCCCCACCCAUGCUACAAGGAAACGGAUAUAGUGGAAAAUCAGUUUUCCAUAUCAAACAGUUUUUGGUUUAUAACAGGAACAUUCCUACGCCAAGGAUCUGGACUUAAUCCAAAGAUUUCAGAUCGAGCUCAAACGAAAUUUUUUUCGUUUCUUUCUCCUCUUGCUUUUGAAAUUUGGUUUUAUAUUGCAUUUGGAUAUGUUUUUGUAUCAAUCUGCAUAUGGAUUGUCGCUCGAUUAUCACCGAUAGAAUGGGUAAAUUCAAAGCCACCAUGUUCUAUGGCUUGUGACCAUAUACUGCGCGAAAUUCAAAAAGAAAAUUGCUACGACGAACAAUUGGAAUUAACACAGAAAAAAAGAUUAUCAGAACAUGACGAAGAAGUAUAUUUAAAUUCAGCACACAAAAUAAGCAAACCCAAUGAAUUUGUUGAACGUGAUGAUACUUUAUGUGGACGUGGAACAUUACCGUUACCACUAUCUAAUGAAGCUGAUGAAGAUGUCCCGGAUGAAAAUACAGUGGAUUUAGUUCGAAUACAAAACAAUUUCACCUUAAAAAAUAGUUUUUGGUUUGCCAUUGGCGCUCUUAUGCAGCAAGGCUCUGACUUAUAUCCUAGGGCUACCUCGACUCGGAUUGUUGGUGGAUGCUGGUUCUUUUUUUGCCUUAUAAUUAUAUCCUCGUACACUGCCAACUUAGCUGCAUUUUUAACAGUUGAACGGAUGAUUUCACCUAUAGAAAGCGCUUCUGACUUGGCAGAGCAAACAGAAAUAUCAUAUGGAACUUUAGAAGGUGGAUCAACAAUGACAUUUUUUAGGGAUUCUAAAAUUGGUAUAUAUCAAAAAAUGUGGCGUUAUAUGGAGAAUCGGAAAGCAGCCGUAUUUGUUAAAACGUACGAAGAUGGAAUUAAGCGUGUAAUGGAAGGAAGCUACGCAUUUUUAAUGGAAUCUACCAUGCUCGACUAUGCAGUUCAACGUGAUUGUAAUCUAACCCAAAUAGGUGGCUUGCUGGAUUCCAAGGGUUACGGCAUCGCCACACCCAAAGGAUCUCCUUGGAGAGAUAAAAUUUCACUUGCCAUUUUGGAGCUACAAGAAAAAGGUAUUAUUCAAAUAUUAUAUGAUAAAUGGUGGAAAAAUACGGGUGACGUUUGCAACAGAGAUGAUAAGAGCAAGGAGUCCAAGGCCAAUGCACUGGGAGUAGAAAAUAUUGGUGGAGUAUUUGUUGUCCUUCUCUGUGGACUUGCUCUUGCCGUUGUCGUGGCUAUAUUUGAGUUUUGCUGGAACUCCAGAAAAAAUUUGAAUACCGAAAAUCAAUCUCUGUGCUCAGAAAUGGCACAAGAACUUCGUUUUGCAAUGCACUGCCACGGAUCAAAAUCAAAGCAUAGACCACGAAAACGGAAUUGCUUAAAAUGCUCAUCUGGACCAACAUACGUACCGAGUAAUAUGAGUAUGCCAAAUGUCGGCGUUCACUAUAAUUAUUUUAAUUAAUUUGGAUUCUGCUGACACAUGUUAAUUGAAAUAAAUAGUGAAAUUGAAUUAUUUUUUUAUUUGUA
Messenger RNA from Drosophila subpulchrella, 3422 nucleotides. Its product is annotated as glutamate receptor ionotropic, kainate 2. The record is from RefSeq and is a predicted model, not a curated record. Gene Ontology annotation, biological process: monoatomic ion transport. NCBI's taxonomy places the organism in Eukaryota, Metazoa, Arthropoda, Insecta, Diptera, Drosophilidae. The coding region runs from base 127 to 3357 and encodes 1076 amino acids. The transcript has 15 exons. Gene Ontology annotation, cellular component: postsynaptic membrane; plasma membrane. Gene Ontology annotation, molecular function: glutamate-gated receptor activity.